Molecule: messenger RNA, 1539 nt
Organism: Magallana angulata
Lineage: Eukaryota; Metazoa; Mollusca; Bivalvia; Ostreida; Ostreidae
Exons: 5
Coding region: 724-1242 (172 amino acids)
Source: RefSeq, a predicted model, not a curated record
AAAAAAAAAAAAACAACAACCAAUCAAUUCAAACUCUAUUAGCCAUGCUUUGUAUCACUGUGUAAUGACACCCCCUCCUUCGCAUGGCAGACACAUAUACAAUCUGGGUAUAUCCCUCUAACUAUUUUUAGACAUGGUAGGACACAAAGUAGUGCCUUUAAGCAAAAUAGUCCCUAUACUUGCAGAGUGUUUAUUCAUUUAUUGGGACAUUUUAAAUCAGAAUGCUUGACACAUGCCAGAAAAGAGGAUUUGCAAUUUUAAAAACAUGUGUCAAAAUUAAAUUAUCAUUUGAAGAAAAGAAUUGAAAUUGUUUGAUGUACACCCUUUCCAAAACUGAGAAAUUCUUAACUUUUGCUUUCAUUUUCAGAGUUUUUCAAUACAGACGCAUUUUGCCGGAAAACGAAUCUGACUUCAAACCACGAAAUUUUAACAGGAAAGAGACAAUUUGAUGAGCUGUCAUUCAAGAGGUCCCUCGUUGCUGAAUGAAAAUUAGGGCCGGAGCUAUGAACCAUAACGUUAAAAUUACCGCCUAUGGAAAAUGCAUUAGUGGACUAUCCCCAUCUGGAGCAAUACAUCCAUGAUUCACUCUGGAAUGGGGCCAACCCACUUGCAGAAUGUUUUAGCUGCAUGCAACAUCCCACCACCAAACCAAUCAACAAUAAUAAGGCCGAUCUUCGCUAGCCAAGAGGAGCAGAGUGGAUCGUAAACACUUGGCUAGCGAAGAUGAAUAAUGCGAGAAAAGGAAAUGUCCAAAUCCCUAUUAAGUCAGGCAAACAGUCGUGUGAUAGAGCGAGAGAUAAAGAGAAAAACAGCACAGAGAGCACCAGCAUGGAAGCAAGCUUUGACGCAGCAUGGCAGACACGUGGAUCUGGAUGCCAGUAUAACAGUAAUACAGGCCAUAGUAGCAUGAUUGAACCAAAUACAGAUAAAGUGAUAGACUUUGAUUAUCGAACCCGGUUGUGCAGCAUUUGUACUCAUCAUUUUUCGAGAAGAGAGACAGUUCCACCUCAUGUCUGUAACAGUAAUUGGGAAGUUUCAAGUAAGGCAAUGGAGUCAGACAUGGCAGCAAGUAUGUUGAGAGGGCUAAAGGACGAUGGGUUUGAGAUCAGUGCCAUUCAUGCAGACAAUGAUUCCACUACUGCAGCAAGACUGAAAGCAGAAUUCCAAAGUUUGGAAAAAAGAUGUGAUAAAAAUCAUUUGAAGAAAAACAUAACCAAACAAUUAUACAGUCUCUCUGACUAGACAUCCAGUAUUGUCAGACCAAUGAUUUAUUAUAUGUAUUUUAGGGAAAGAUUAAUUUAACCUACAUUGAAUUUGUAAAUAAAGGAUAGGAGUCAUGUCUAAUGGUAUAAAUUAACUCUGUGGUCAUAAAAAUUAAAGCAAACUCGCCAAAAAUCUUGUGAAAUUUGAUGAAUUAAGAGUUUAUUAUAACAUGAAUUUAUUGCAUUUCCCUCUUUGAAUCUUCAUUUAUUUUGAUUGUCAACAUCAUGUAUUGGUUCAUGAGCAAAAUGCAUUAAAAAGUCUGAAAAUGGGGGGGGG